AGUAUUAAUGUUUUGAAUAUUUUCAUCGAUGAUUAUCAAUUGUAGCAAUCAUCCAUCUUCGGUGCUUCAAUAGUUGGUCGGAAACAGCCCCAAUACUAAUGGGAUUCAUGUGCAAUAUUCAUCAAGGGUCACAAUCGUGUAUUCCAAGAUCAGUAUUGGAGAUUGUAGCCAAACAAUAGUGGGUAAUCGAGGACCGGAAUAUCAGUUGUUUUAUGUUCUCUUAAGGGAACAAAACAGCAAACGGAAAACAUGUCCUUCCUCCAACCAUACUUUUAACACAAACAUCUUGCUUCUCUUCUCCUUCACUUCACUUAUUGUCAUUUGGAAGAUUCUUGCUGGUUGUUGGUAAAAUUUGGGAAUUCAUAUCUGUCCAAACUUCAUGAACCGUAAGAACUUAAGUUUUGCCUUGGUUAUGUUUGUUAAUAUGCCUCAAUGAAAACACAGUCAAAAUCUCUUCUUUUAUGCAACGGUGCGGCUGUGGACAUGGCUGUCCUCCAGCCCUCUGCUGGGAGGCAAUCAUCGCCUUGCCAGGUGUUCCAGCGUAAGUCCUUCUCCGCAUUAUUCUCUCCCUAUUCCUCACACCCAACCCUCUCUAUGAAAGCUUCGUCCUCCACACACAAGGGGGAGCCGGCUAUUCUCUUUUCAUAAGACGAUCUUGAUAGGCUUUCUACUCCCUACAAGUACGCUCUGGUGGGCAAGUUUUCCAGAGGCAAACCAAAAAUGGACGAGGUGCGUAAGUUCUUCCUUACGUUGAAUUUGAGGGAGGCUGUUUCCGUGGGUUUACUGGAUUCAAAACAUGUCUUCAUCAAGCCGGCCAAUAAGGUCGACUUCCAUAGACUGUGGGCUCGUAGCAUCUGGUAUGUCCAUGGUUUUCCGAUCAGGGUUUUCAAGUGGUCGACAGCUUUCCAUGUUGACAAAGAACCGUCGGUUGCUCCAGUAUGGUUCCAACUCCCUAAACUGCCGGUUCACUACUUCCAUAAAGAGGUUCUGUUCCAGAUUGUCUCCUCGGGGGAUUCCAUUGUUUGUGGAUGCGGCAACUUCGAAUGCGACAUGCCCAAGCUGUGCUUUUGUAUGUGUCAAAGUUGACCUCCUAAAGCCUCGGCCAUCUAGAAUCUGGAUUGGUAAUGGCGCGCAGGAUGGGUUCUAGCAGAGUUUCAUCCCGGAGAAUCUCCCACAAUAUUGCUCCCAUUGCUUUCGGCAGGGGCAUGGAGUGGAGGGCUGUCAUAUGUUUCGACCAGAGCUCCGAGCAGGCAAAAUGGAGGGUGAGAAGUCAAUGAAAUCACAAGCUGUGCAACAAAGGAUAGCAAAACAGGUGGCUGUUCAAGCAAGCCCAAUACCACCUGUCCGCACCACUGGAGUGGGAGUGGCAUUGCUGGAAUCGAAUGAGCAUGAAAUGGGUGCCACCGUGCACACUACUUCUUUGUGUAGGAGGGGUGGAGUAGUGGCAGAGGCUUCAGAUUGUGACGAAAGAGGGAGCCCAGCACAGGAGAAAGAAGACAGGACAGGAGAGGUGCGGCGCUCGAAGGUGGUUCUGGUGGAGGACGUGAUGAUAGAUUCAGCAAUGGCAGACUCUGUUGCUGUUGCUGGGGGAUUGUCGUUGCUGGGUAAUAACGUGCAGGUGAUGGGUGCUGCCCACGGCACUUUUCAACCUAUUUUGUAUGCAAAGGGGGAGGAUAUUGCUGGGCAGCUGGAUGCUGGGGUAAAUGGUGAAGCUGAUGAGAGUCAUGAGAAGGAGCAGGUUGUGAUCCUAGUGGUAGCGGGAAACCUCUCAUCAAGGUCCAUCGCAAGUUCUGAGAUAGGUGGGGUGGAGUGUGAUGACCUUUGCGCAGAGGAGCUGGGUGCAGCGGUGAGGGAGGAGGAGGUGGUUGCAGCAGAACUAAGUGCUAGAAAUUUUUCUCCACGGGAUGAAGUUGGAGCUAUGCCACGGGACAUUGGAUCUCUGGUGGUGGAUAUCUUUAACUUGGAUCCUAUCAUACAACAAGUCUAGGAGAAGGUGCACGGAGAUGAGGGUGGUAAGAUGAUUUCCAAGCGUAGAGGGUAUCUCGCGUGCCCCAAAUUUUCGUAGAUUAAAAAGUUUAAUUGCUGAUUCGUCAGUUCAAUUAGUUGCUAUAUGUGAACCUAAGUUGUCUGUGGGAGAGAUUCACUGGAUACGACUAAAGUUGAGGAUGGAUAAAUGCAUUGCCAAUAGUGAGGGUUCUAUAUGGGUGUUCUAUCAAAACUCCCUUGUAUGUGCCCUCCUGGGUGAGUCGGGUCAACAUUUAUCGCUUAAAAUACAAUCGCAAAUGGUAUCUGGCCCCAUGGUCUUUUCGUUAGUGUAUGCAAAGUGUAAUGAGCAAGAGAGAAGAUCGCUUUGGUCUGCUCUAUUGCUCGAUAACCCGGGCAAUACACCAUGGUUUCUGGUUGGGGAUUUUAAUGUCAUUGUCUGUGAGGAGGAAAAGCGACGUGGUUUACCUUUUCGCCUGGGGGAGGGUUUGGAUUUUAUCUGUUUCAUGGCUUCGGAUAGAAUCCAGGAUGCUAGGUUUUCGGGGGCAAAGUUCACAUGGUGUAAUAAUAGAGGGGGAAGCGCGCAUAUCUAGAAGAGGUUAGACAGGAUGUUGUACAAUCAGCAUGCGUUGGGUUUAGAGUAUAAUUUUGCAGUGCAACAUUUGGGGUGAGAUCCCUCGGAUCACGCUCCCUUACUAUUGUUGGCACUGUCUAUACUUAAUAAUAAGCCGAGAUCCUUUCGAUUCCUGAAUGUGUGGACGUCUAAAUUGGAGUUAUUGGAUGUUAUUCGACGAUGUUAGGGUGGAUCAUUUUUGGGCCCUCCCUUGCAGAGACUGACUGCUAAAUUGUGGGAAGUAAAACGGUAAGUGCAACUGUGGUCUAGGGACGUGUUUGGAGAUAUUUUUACGCGGGUGAGGAAGGCAGAGGGGGAGUUGCUAAGGCUGGAGGGUUUCUUUGAUAAUGAUCCUUCGGAGUCGAAUUUAAUUGCACUUCAAGAAGCGCGGGCGGUUCUGAGGAAUUCUCUAAUGGUAGAGGAAGGAUAUUGGAGGCAAAAAGCGAGGAUUAAUUGGAUUCAGGAGAGGGAUAAAAAUUUAAAAUAUUUUCAGUCUGUCGUUGCGGAACGUAGGGCGAAGGCGGUCAUUCAUCAGAUCAAAGGUGCAACUGGGGAUUGGAUGGUAGAUGAUGAUCGGAUUGCAGCGAAGGCGGUUGAAUAUUUUAAAACUUUAUUCUCGGCGGAGACUUCGUCAGGUUCCUGGGAUACACUGAACGUGCUCACUCACAUGGUUUCUCACACACAGAAUGCAGAGUUAGUGAAGGUUCUGGAGAUGGAGGAGGUAAGAGAAGUGGUGUUUGGGAUGGAUGGGGAGAGUGCAGUGGGACCAGAUGGCUUCACUGGGAUGUUUUUUACCUUUGCAUGAGAGGUGGUGACGGGGGACAUAUGUGAGACAGUGGUGAGCUUCUUUUGUGGGCAGGAAUUGCCCAGGAGUAUCACAGCAACAUGGGUAGCUCUUAUUUCCAAGGUUAGUUCCCCUCAAGAUUUUAGUUAAUUCAGACCGAUUAGCCUAUGCAAUUUUCUCAAUAAAGUGAUCUCUAAAAUUUUAGCGAUUAGAUUAGCCAAGAUGUUGUCUGGCAUCAUAUCACCCCAGCAAAGCAGUUCUGUGAAGGGUAGGCAGAUUUUUGAUAAUGUUCUGUUAGUUCAGGAGUGUAUAGCUGAUAUUAGGAAGGCUGGUAGAGGGGGUAAUGUUGUCUUAAAACUCGACAUGGCUAAGGCCUAUGAUAGGGUUUCAUGGCUAUUCUUGAUUCAGGUGCUGAGAUGGUUUGGAUUUUGUGAAGCUUGGAUUGAUAUGGUUUGGAGACUGAUCUUGAAUGUGUGGUUCUCAGUUAUUGUCAAUGGGUCGCCCCGAGGUUUAUUUAAGUCUAGUUGUGGGAUUCGUCAAGGGGAUCCGAUUUCACCAGGCCUUUUUGUUUUGUGUGCUGAGAUGCUUUACCAUCAUCUGAAUUCCUUGAGUGGGCGGCAGGGGUUUGUGCCUUUUCGAGUCCCGUAGGGUUGCCCGAUUGACACGCACCUAGUUUAUGCAGAUGAUAUCAUUAUCUUCUCGAGUGCCAUGAAAAGAUCGCUUCAACUACUUAUCAAGGUGUUGGAGGACUAUACGUUGAUAUUGGGACAGAAGGUGAACCAUCAUAAAAGUGGUUUCCUAACCUAUGCUACAUUGUCGGAUUUGAGGAAGCGAUUUGUGGCACAGGUCACGGGGUUUCGUUCCCAGGCCUUCCCGAUGACGUAUUUAGGGUGUCCACUAUACUCGGGUAGAUGAAAAAAGAGCUAUUUUGCUGCGAUUUGUACUUCAUUGGCAAGUAGGGUCUUAUCAUGGAAGGAGCGACUGUUGUCGGUAGAUGGGAAGUUGGUGAUGAUACGAAGUGUGUUGGCACCCAUGCCGAUCUACAUUUUUCCUGUCUCCAAUCAUCCGAGAGGGAUAUUUGACAAAUUGGAGCAAAUUUUAGCCAAUUUUUUAUGGUCUUCUGAUUUUGGUCCACGGUUUCAUUGGAUUAAAUGGAUUCAAUUAUGUAAGCCUAUUGAGGAGGGAGGUGUGGGUGUUCGGUCUUUGCAGAAUGUAUUUGAUGCCUUUUCGUUGAAAUUAUGGUCAAAUUUUAGGCAGCGACGAUCAUUAUGGGCUGACUUCAUGCACUUGAAGUAUUGCCCAGAUAUGCAUCCGUGUUAUUCAAAUUUCUCCUCAGGGCAGUCACACACUUGGAAGAGGAUGAUGAAUGCUCAAGUGAUAGCAGAGAAGCAUAUAUGAUGGUCACUGGGUAGCGGAUCUACUAGCUUUUGGCAUGACAAUUGGAUGGAGACGGGCCACUAUGUAGGCAGGUGGAAUCCUUUCAGAAGUGCUCGGUUGCAGACUUUGUCAUAGAAGGUAGGUGGGAUCUGCAGUGCUUAAAUAGGGUGCUACCGGCGGGUUGGGUAUAGUAGGUGAUGGGAGUGGCUCCCCCUACCAUGGCACAAGCGGAUGACAUGAUUUGGGCCCCCACCAAUUCAGGUGUGUUUACUAUCUUGUCGGCAUAUCAGAUAGUGCGCAAAGGAGGUACUGUUUCCCGCCUAUUUGCUUCUUUGUGGCAUCGGGUUUUGCCCUCAAAAAUUUCCUUCUUUAUGUUAAGGUUACUGUAUGGUAGAUUGCCAUUGAUGGAUGUGUUACACAGGUUUGGGAUUCUGGACCCCUCUAGGUGCUUUUGUUGUAGUUUGAACCGUCCCCAGAAACUAUUAACCACGUCUUCUGUAUGGGGGAGGUGGCUAAGCAGGUUUGGGGUUGCUUUGAGGGUCUUAUUGGUGGGUUUAGUGCGGCUUUCACGGUUAGACAUAAGGUGAUGAGUUGGUGGGUUAAACCUACUCUUAAUAAUUACCUUGAUUUUAUUCUCCGCACGUUGCCAUCCUUAAUCUGCUGGAAUUUAUGGAAGAUGCGAAAUUUGUGGAUAUUCGAUGGUAAGCUAGACUCGGUAAUGUAUGUUUGUGAUCGGAUUUUCUUGGAGCCGAGGGAAUGGUUCUAUCUUCGGUUUCAGGAGAUAUCACUGCUUGAUAACUCACGGAUUGUUUUUUUUUUGAUAUAAUAGCUAGGUUGCGGAGCAAGAUUAUCAUAUGGGAGGUUUGUUUGAAAGGUCCGCAUCAGUCGGUGGUGAAAUUGAAUGCUAUGGUUUUUCAAGGGUAAUCCGGGGAGGAGUGGCGGUAGGGGAUUGUUCAGGGAUUAUGAUGGGAGGUUCCUACUUGGCUUCUCAUGUUGGUUUGGGGAGGCUACUAGCCUUCAGGCGGAGAUGAAGGCUCACCUUUUUGGUGUGUAGUUAGGUGUGUCCCGGGGAUUUGUUAGGUUGCACUUGGAAUCUGAUUCACUGGUGUUGGUCCGUAUUACUCAAGGGAAGGUUCAGUGCCCGUGGCAGUUGCAGAGGGAGUUAUUGGUUUUACAGCAAUAUAGACGGUAUUUUGACACCGUGUCUCAUUGCUUCCGAGAGGUAAACAAGUCGGCGGACAGAUUGUCUAAUGUUGGCGUGGAGACUAGGUGUACUGCAAUUUAUGAGACCUAUAAUGCGUUGCCUCGAUUGAUGAGGGGAGAUAUUUCUUUAGAUACGUCUGGGUUUCCACAUUUUUUUAGAUGCCAGCGGUAGGGGUUAUUUAGAGAUGGGGCAGGAUGUGUGAUACAAAGUUAUUUCUUAUAAAAAAAAUUAUAUAAAAUACAUUAAAUGCUUCCAUUACAAAAAAAAACUAAUAUAGUAUUUAUAUUGUCAAUAAACUAUAGUAUUAGUACUGUCAACUAUUAAAAGAACUAUGAAAAAAUAGUACUGUUUAUAAGUACAAUCUAUUAUGGUAAAAAUAUUGCUAAUGUGCUUGUAUUAGCACUGUAAAAUACUAAAAGAAGU
Coffea arabica (coffee) is the source of this 6384-nucleotide messenger RNA. RefSeq lists its product as uncharacterized. NCBI's taxonomy places the organism in Eukaryota, Viridiplantae, Streptophyta, Magnoliopsida, Gentianales, Rubiaceae. The record is from RefSeq and is a predicted model, not a curated record.